Messenger RNA from Lathyrus sativus (Indian pea), 264 nucleotides. NCBI's taxonomy places the organism in Eukaryota, Viridiplantae, Streptophyta, Magnoliopsida, Fabales, Fabaceae. The record is from the annotation of a GenBank genome assembly.
AUGAAGUUCUAUGUUUUAGUUCUAGUCUUUUUUGCAGUUUUCGCCGCUACAAGGCCUUGCUUUGUAAGCUCUAGAAUCCUUCAAUCACCAACAAAGACAGAAAAAACCAGUCAUGAACCUAUCAAAGACGUUCAGCAUCUCAAAGCUUCAAUGACAACAGAGAAGAUCAACACCGAGUAUACGAUGAUGAAAAACAGGAUUUUGGUUGAUAGCCAAUUCCAUACCAUGACUUCUGGACCAAGCAGAAGAGGUUCAGGUCACUAA